GAUAUGUAAAUAGUCAUUACAUAAAUAGAGAAAGAAAGAAGACUUUUCCAGAAUGUAUAAUAUGUAUUGAUUUUAUUAGGAUAAAGAGAAUAAAGAUAGAGAGAAAACAUGACAAAAGGGACAUAGUAUGGGUGUUCAAAUGUUAUGAUUGAUUAGAUCAAAUACUCCCAAUAACAAAUCACCAAACAAAAGCUCUCACUUUGUUUCAAAUCAUCACUACUAACAUGUUAGAAGUUACUCACUUUCACUAAACAUAAACAAUGAAAAGAAGACAAGUAUACACAACCAAUUUAUACUCACGAGUCUAAAAUAAUUAUAUACCAUUUUAACAUUUUUGCCUUCUUUUUCCAAAAGAAAUUCCAAAACUAAAUUGACCCAAUAAUUAUUAAAUAUUACUUUAAUUUGCAAACCAAAGUAAUCAAUACAUUGAUAAAAACAAUCUAUUAUAAAUAAACCCCGCAUUGAUUGUCACAAAAAAAAGAAAUUGAUUCAUCGAUCCCACUUUUAUUCUAUUCCCUCACAAAAGGGUCAAACCCCCAAACCCAAAACUCAUAACACAACACCAUGACCAACUACGGCACGAUUCCGACCUCAUCGUCGCCGUCGGCAAACCUCGAGUACAUUUCACGCGCCAAGGACCGAAUCAAAGCCGGACUCAGCACGCGCCGCCCAUGGAAAAUGUUGUACAACUUCCGGUCGUUCGGACUCCCCGCGAGCUUCAAGGAUGCGAUCGGCCGAGUCCGAACCAACGCCGCUUAUUUCCGGAUGAACUACGCGAUUGUGAUCCUGGUAAUUCUGUUCCUCAGCCUUCUCUGGCACCCGAUCUCGCUCAUCGUUUACAUCGUCAUGGCCGUCGUCUGGCUCUUCUUCUACUUUCUCCGCGACGAGCCGUUGGUGGUCUUGGGACACACCAUCGACGACCGCAUCGUGCUGGUUGUGCUCGCCGUGCUGACGAUCGGAAGCUUGCUAUUUACCAACGCCACGACGAACAUCCUGGUUUCGGUCCUCGUCGGCGCCGCCGUGGUUGUGGUCCACGCGGCGUUUAGGAAGACAGAUGACUUGUUCUUGGAUGAGGAAAACACUGGAUUGAUGACUACUACUGGUGUGGGUGCUGGAUCUUCUUCCUCUUAAUUCAUUCUCUUUUUUCUUAUUUUCUUAAUCUGUAAUUUUUAUCCUAGUAAUUAUUAUUAUGUAUUAUUGAUUUUUCUUUCUUUCUUUUCUUUUUUUUUUACCUUUAAUUACGUACGAUUUCCAGGAAUUUGAUUGGCUGUUAUUAUGUUUUACCGUUUUCUUCUCUAUUUUUUUUAAAUAAUAAUUUUUAAAAGAUUGAGGUCUCUAGACUCUA
Molecule: messenger RNA, 1345 nt
Organism: Cannabis sativa
Lineage: Eukaryota; Viridiplantae; Streptophyta; Magnoliopsida; Rosales; Cannabaceae
Product: PRA1 family protein F2-like
Exons: 1
Coding region: 565-1131 (188 amino acids)
Biological process (GO): vesicle-mediated transport
Cellular component (GO): endoplasmic reticulum; Golgi apparatus
Source: RefSeq, a predicted model, not a curated record